AUGAUAGUGACUCCUUGGCAGGUUGUACUUGAGGACAAUGCACCUUUGGAUCGCAUUGCUACGCUAUUAGCUCCUCUCGGGCAAGUUGAUGUUCUCGACCAGGAGGCGCAUCAGCGUCGGGAGGCAGCCGACCAGGCGUUGAAGACAGCGAAGAUGCAGCAAAGGGCGGGUGUGGCUAAUGGCGUAGCUGCCUCUUCCUUGGCAGCAGAUCUCUUGGCUCUUCGGGGUACAGGUGGUUGUGCUCGCAAGCGCGCUUCGUCUGCGAAGUUGUGCGUUUUGUCUAGCUUGUAUUGGUGUAUGUUGUAUUGCUGCAUGUCCACCUUUGCACCCUUGCAAGGGCGUCGAUUUGCUGAAACUGCCAUCGACUAUGUGGCGACGGCGCAAACGUGGAGUGCGGACGGUUUGCGUAAGCGUCCAGAAGAUGAUGACCACGACAACGAGAUCUCAGAGUAG
Messenger RNA from Symbiodinium natans, 453 nucleotides. Lineage: Eukaryota; Dinophyceae; Suessiales; Symbiodiniaceae. The record is from the annotation of a GenBank genome assembly.